Messenger RNA from Phyllostomus discolor (pale spear-nosed bat), 3477 nucleotides. It is a transcript of the gene ASIC4, whose product is annotated as acid sensing ion channel subunit family member 4. Lineage: Eukaryota; Metazoa; Chordata; Mammalia; Chiroptera; Phyllostomidae. Gene Ontology annotation, biological process: sodium ion transmembrane transport. Gene Ontology annotation, molecular function: ligand-gated sodium channel activity. The coding region runs from base 1190 to 2752 and encodes 520 amino acids. Gene Ontology annotation, cellular component: membrane. The record is from RefSeq and is a predicted model, not a curated record. The transcript is spliced from 9 exons.
GGAACACCGCCUGGGGCUGCCCCUUUAGGGCUGCACCCCCUGCCGUGCAAGCCCUGCACAUGUCCAAUCCCUUCGAUACCCCCAUUCGGCCUCCCUGCUCCCUGGCCCAUUCACUCAAUAGUGUCCCCCCGACCCCACCCCGCCCCAGCCUGGCUGUGGCUAGAAAUGUGGGAAACAUUUGAGGAGGCAAAGUGGCCAUAGAUGUGCAGUUCAGCCCGGGCGCCCUGUGUCCCAGAUAGUCAAGUGACUGAACCUGGGGGUUGGGGCAGCCUGUGGCCCAGAAGGGGCAGGGUAUGGACGUGUAAAAGUCAGGAGUAAAGCCCCGAGGAAGCCAAGAAUCUCGGUGGUCUCCCUGUUAUUCCCUUGUCUGUCUAUCCUGCCCUCCUCUGCCCCCCAUUCAAACAAGUGGCUCUCCCAAGGAGUUUCUGGAAGCCGCUGUGAGUGGGGCAGUGGGGGUCAGGUGGUGGCUGGGUGCGGGCGUCGGGAGGCAGGGAGGCAGGCAGCAGGGAGCUGGAGUUGGCUGUGACGCCUUCUGAGGUGUGGUCCAGAACAAGUGGCAGGAUGAGCUGAGUGCUCUGGGUGCAGCCCUCUUCCCUGGGUGGCCUGGGAGUGGGGCCAUCAGAGCACCCCACGAGUGGCUAAGGUCUAGCCAGACUUCGGGGAGCAGAUCAGCUAGGUCUCAGGCAGGGACCAGGGAUCCCCGUCCUAGGCUGGGGGCCGCCCCCUCCCCUGGCCUGGCUCCUGCCGCCCGUGCCGCCGGUGAAACGCUGUUGACAUGUCCUGAAUUAUUAAGCACGGGGUGGGCUCCGGAGCACAUGCUGAGCGGAGCGGCUGGGGCUGCGCGGCGUGGCGGAGCAGCUCACUCGCUCGCUCGCAGGGACACACGCAGGGGCUGACAGCUGUGCUGGUGCUGAUAAGGGAAGCCACAAGGAGACGAUCGAGGAGAGAGACAAGCGGCGGCAGAGGCAGCGGCGGCAGAGGCAGCACCAGGGCUGCGGAGCUGCUCGGAGUGGGAGUGACUCCCCCACCUCAGGCCCCCACCCUGUCCCCAUCCUCCUCCAGCUUGCCCUGAGUUUAGAAGAGCCGCCGCUGCCACCACCGACACUCCGGAGGGCACCGGGGGCUGCUGGCCGGGGAGGGACAGGGGCAAGGAGGCUCUGGCCAGUCCAGUCCCAGCAGCCGGGGACAGAUGCCGAUCGAGAUUGUGUGCAAAAUCAAAUUUGCAGAGGAGGAUGCGAAACCCAAGGAGAAGGAGGCAGGGGAUGAGCAGAGCCUCCUGGGGGCUGCGCGGGGGGCAGCAGCGCCCCGGGACCUGGCCACCUUUGCCAGCACGAGCACUCUGCACGGGCUGGGCCGGGCCUGUGGCCCAGGCCCCCACGGACUUCGUAGAACCCUGUGGGCACUGGCUCUCCUCACCUCGCUGGCUGCCUUCCUGUACCAGGCGGCGGGCCUGGCCCGGGGCUACCUAACCUGGCCUCACCUGGUGGCAAUGGACCCCGCUGCCCCUGCCCCAGUGGCGGGCUUCCCAGCUGUCACCCUCUGCAACAUCAACCGCUUCCGGCAUUCGGCACUUAGCGACGCUGACAUCUUCCACCUGGCCAAUCUGACAGGGCUGCCCCCCAAAGACCGGGACGGGCACCGUGCCGCUGGCUUGCGCUACCCGGAGCCCGACAUGGUGGACAUCCUCAACCGCACUGGCCACCAGCUGGCCGACAUGCUCAAGAGCUGCAACUUCAGUGGGCAUCACUGCUCCGCCAGCAACUUCUCCGUGGUCUAUACUCGCUAUGGGAAGUGUUACACUUUCAACGCGGACCCACAAAGCUCCCUUCCCAGCCGGGCGGGGGGCAUGGGCAGUGGCCUGGAGAUCAUGCUGGACAUCCAGCAGGAGGAGUACCUGCCCAUCUGGAGAGAGACAAAUGAGACGUCGUUUGAGGCUGGCAUCCGAGUGCAGAUCCACAGCCAGGAGGAGCCACCCUACAUCCACCAGCUGGGCUUCGGCGUGUCCCCAGGCUUCCAGACCUUCGUGUCCUGCCAGGAACAGCGGCUGACCUACCUGCCUCAGCCCUGGGGCAACUGCCGGGCGGAGAGUGGGCUCAGGGAGCCUGAGCUUCAGGGCUACUCAGCCUACAGUGUGUCUGCUUGCCGGCUGCGCUGUGAGAAGGAGGCCGUGCUUCAGCGCUGCCACUGCCGAAUGGUGCACAUGCCAGACUCCCUGGGUGGGGGCUCCGAGGGCCCGUGUUUCUGUCCUACUCCUUGCAACCUGACCCGCUACGGGAAAGAGAUCUCCAUGGUCAGGAUCCCCAACAGGGGCUCAGCCCGGUACCUGGCCAGGAAGUACAACCGCAAUGAAACCUACAUACGGGAGAACUUCCUCGUCCUGGAUGUCUUUUUUGAAGCCCUGACCUCCGAGGCCAUGGAGCAGCGAGCAGCCUAUGGCUUGUCAGCCCUGCUGGGAGACCUCGGGGGACAGAUGGGCCUCUUCAUCGGGGCCAGCAUCCUCACACUGUUGGAAAUCCUGGACUACAUUUAUGAGGUGUCCUGGGACCGACUGAAGCGGGUGUGGCGUCGUCCCAAGACCCCCCUGAGGACCUCCACGGGGGGCAUCUCUACCUUGGGACUGCAGGAGCUGAAAGAGCAGAGUCCCUGUCCAGGCCGGGGUCAGGCUGAAGGUGGGGGAGCCGGCAACCUGCUCCCCAACCAUCACCACCCGCACGGCCCCCCAGGAGGCCUCUUUGAAGACUUCGCUUGCUAGGAUGAUGCUGUGUCUGAAAGGACUCAGGAGUCUGGGACUCCUCCCUGGAUCUUCCUGCUCCUGGGACAGAAGGCCCGGGGGCAGCCCAAGGCUGUGGCGGGGAGAGGGCAGUGGUGCUCACUAGGAGAACAGAGACUCAGCCCCUCUUCUCACCAACCGUGGCACCAGCUGCUUUGCACAAGGGUCCUUCUUGUCCCUACUCCCCUCCUGAGGCUGGCUGGUGCCCAGGGAGGCUGGAGAGCAGGCCAUGGGCCCCCAGGGAGGGGAAAGGGGAGAAGAGAGGGAGGUGGAGAAGCCCCAGAAGGGGUGGAACCCUGUGUACAUUUGUAUAUAUUUAGGGAGGACAGGGUGGGGGUGGGGGUACAGAUAUAGAAGGUGGGUGGGGCCAUGGGGUGGGUGAUUCGGUGACAGCCAGGGUCCCAGCCCUAGAGUGUCAACAGGGAAGGGCGGGCUCCCAGGAGCUGGGACUGCUGGGCUUCUCCUAUUCCCUGCCCCUCUGCAGGCCCAGCUCCUCAUCUGGCAGGGGGAGCGGGUGGCCCAGCAGGCCUGGCCCAGCUCGGGUUCCCCUGCCCGAUCCCUGCCCCCCCCCAAGUCCCCUCCACAGGGAGCAGGCGGGCCCUUCAGACCCUGGCUGAGCUUGGGAGUGGGAAAGUCUUCUCAGGCCUCUGUCUCCAGUCUGGCUUUAUAAAGUGCUGAUGAAACUAGGAAUAAAGAGGCAUAAGGAA